UACAUCGAACAUGGCGAACUCGUUGCAUUUGUUUGAAGUUUUGUUGGUUUCCGUCCUUCUGUCUUUUUCGGCUUGAACUCGGUCGCUUAACAAAGUGCAAAAUGUCGCUCGUUGUUCCAGAUAAGUUCCAACACAUUCUUCGUAUCAUGAAUACGAACAUCGAUGGCAAACGUAAAGUUGGUAUUGCCAUGACUGCUAUUAAGGGUGUGGGUCGCCGUUACUCCAACAUUGUUUUGAAGAAGGCUGAUGUAGAUCUGACUAAACGCGCUGGAGAAUGCACUGAGGAGGAGGUUGACAAGAUUGUCACCAUCAUUUCUAACCCUUUGCAAUACAAAGUGCCCAACUGGUUCCUUAACAGACAAAAGGAUAUCAUUGAUGGCAAGUACACACAAUUGACAUCAAGCAAUUUGGAUUCGAGAUUUGUAGCGCUUGAAGAAAAUCCGCUCUCACCGUGGUCUACGUCACUACUGGGGCCUGCGUGUGCGCGGUCAGCACACAAAGACUACCGGUCGCCGCGGUCGCACUGUUGGUGUGUCGAAGAAGAAGUAAACUAUUCUGUUUAAACUGCAGUUGUGUAUAUUAAUUUCCAGUGUGCUUAUUUGAAUUUGCGCGCACGUCUUAAACCCUAAACGACUUGGGGGGGAAAAAGUAAAUAAUCUAAACAAUAUA
Molecule: messenger RNA, 669 nt
Organism: Rhagoletis zephyria (snowberry fruit fly)
Lineage: Eukaryota; Metazoa; Arthropoda; Insecta; Diptera; Tephritidae
Product: 40S ribosomal protein S18-like
Biological process (GO): translation
Cellular component (GO): ribosome; cytosol; small ribosomal subunit
Molecular function (GO): structural constituent of ribosome; RNA binding
Source: RefSeq, a predicted model, not a curated record